UGUAGCUUUGGUGACUGGCAGAGGCAGGUGGAUCUCUGUGAGUUCGAGGGCAGCCUGGUCUACAGAGCAAGUUCCAGGACAGGCUCGAAAGCUACACAGAGAAGCCCUGAAAAAACGGACGAAAAGAAAAAGUCUCAUUUAGGGCUGAGCAGAUAACAGGCAUUUAGUCUCCACACUUCGAUUAGUUUCCACUUUGAUGGAUACCCACUGCAAAACUUUGCUAACUCAUUUGUGGGUAUAAAUAUUUCCAUCACUUGGGAUGUUUUCCUGCUGGAAGGUGAAGGAGAUCACGGACAGAGAGGCACGUGCAGCAUGGCUGUAACUGGGCUCAGACUGCUCACUGGUGCUCUAAGAAAGCCAGACGCCUGGCUUGGACUCUGGGGUGUGCUUCAAGGAACCUCUCCACACAAACUCUGUACUUCCUGGAAUCGAUACUUAUAUUUUUCUAGUUCCAAGUUAAACGCAUCAAAUUAUAAAACACUUUUCCGUAGCAUUUUCCCUCUGCGGCUCCCAGGGCUUUUAGUAGCUCCCAAAUGUACUUUUCCAUUUUCCAUACGACUCAAAAGCAAUAUAAGCUCCAAAAAAUCCACUAGAAAGACUUUGCAAAAAGAUGCAGACGAAGAGGACUCCGAUGAGGAGCUCCAUCACCCCGAGAGGAGUGAGCAGGAAGAAGAGCUUGAGGAUGACCCUGGCGUAGUCAAGGACUACAAAGACCUGGAGAAAGUGGUCCAGUCUUUCCGGUAUGAUGUCAUCCUGAAGACAGGCCUCGAUAUUGGGAGAAACAAAGUAGAAGAUGCAUUCUACAAAGGUGAACUCAGACUGAAUGGAGAAAAAUUAUGGAAGAAGAGCAGAACGGUGAAGGUGGGAGACACCCUGGAUCUCCUCAUUGGAGAGGACAGAGAGACGGGGACAGAAGUGGUGAUGCGGAUUCUCCUGAAAGCCGUCCAUGAUGAGAAGACAGAAAGCGACAAGCACCGAGUGCUGUUGCGACGGUGGAAGAGCUUGAAGCUGCCAAAGACUACGUCCAAAUGACCGCGACGUCUCCCCACGGCUGCGUCCUGCUGUCAGGGGCCGCCGCGCAAAAGGGCGUUUUUACUGAAAUAAAGUUCUUUGUGGGA
Messenger RNA from Arvicola amphibius (Eurasian water vole), 1118 nucleotides. It is a transcript of the gene Mtres1, whose product is annotated as mitochondrial transcription rescue factor 1. The transcript is spliced from 5 exons. NCBI's taxonomy places the organism in Eukaryota, Metazoa, Chordata, Mammalia, Rodentia, Cricetidae. The record is from RefSeq and is a predicted model, not a curated record. The coding region runs from base 313 to 1032 and encodes 239 amino acids.